CGAGCGAAAGGUUGGCCUACAAGUAUCGAUUUCAGUGCCCUGCGAGGGCGCGUGGAGAAGCUGAGAAGUAGACUGCAAGAGAUCAUACAGGACGGUCGCACGGAUCUGUAUGAGAUCGACUUGGAUAAUAUGGAUGAGGAGGAAAUACACGCUCUCGGCCCGAGGUGGAGGAGCGUAUUCUGGGUGGAUAUUGCGAGGGAGGUGAGGGAGAAGGGGAGCAGGGUGGUUGGGAGUUUGAAGAAUCAGUUCGGCAGCUUCGAGAAGACGCAACCGGGAUACUACGGCGAACUAGGGUCGUUUAUCAUCCAGCAAACACUCUACAAUAUGUUCCCUCCGGCAACCUUCGAUGCCGAACUCAUCGCACCCCUCAAUCCAACGGAAUUUAUACAACGCGUGCUGGUCCCUGAAGUGGGCAUUGCGCUCAUUAUGGAGGACAUGAACCUGGACGUCGGCGAAGCGGUCCAAACCUUACGGGAGAGCGUGCAGUACGGCGUCGCCAUGUACCCCGGCGACGCUGAGCAAGCGGGU
Messenger RNA from Gloeophyllum trabeum ATCC 11539, 528 nucleotides. RefSeq lists its product as uncharacterized. The transcript has 2 exons. Lineage: Eukaryota; Fungi; Basidiomycota; Agaricomycetes; Gloeophyllales; Gloeophyllaceae. The annotation marks the transcript as partial. The record is from RefSeq and is a predicted model, not a curated record.